This is a messenger RNA of Neurospora crassa OR74A, 288 nucleotides long. RefSeq lists its product as hypothetical. Bases 1 to 288 code for a protein of 95 amino acids. The record is from RefSeq and is a predicted model, not a curated record. The transcript has 2 exons. Lineage: Eukaryota; Fungi; Ascomycota; Sordariomycetes; Sordariales; Sordariaceae.
AUGGAUGAACUCUCAAUGCCGGUCGAUCAGCUGCCUGAGAUCCAUGAAAGUAGAACUAAUGGACAAACGGAGGCACGAGUGGAGCUGGAGGUUUGCGGUGAUGGAUCUGAGAGCAGGGAAAAGGUCCGGGUGUCGGGUGCCGAGCAUGCGGGCACCUCCAGGGCAGGGGCAGGAGGUACCUUAAGUAUUCCAUCCCCGACCUCCGUCACUCGGCCCGCCUGUGCCUGCGCUGUAGCUUCCGCUGAUCGCCUGCCCAGCAGUGGCAUGACAGUGCGGUACAGCCGCUAG